UCCUCGGCGGACUCGGCGCCUUGCGCGCGGUCUUCAUACACGCACGCUGUCGCGCGCACUUCCUCUUUGCCGCGUCCCGCCUGCGCGUGCUCACCCGCGCCCAGCACUGCUACGCCCGUUAGGAUUGGGUCACCCGCGCUUGCCCCGUACUCGUGCGCUGUCGCGCGCCUAUCGCCGCCGCUGCCCACAUCCCGUGCGUCCUCGCCACUCCCGCGAGUGCCGCGCACGUCUCUCAUGCCCGUGCCGCUCGCGCUGUCGUCCUGUGCCUCGCACGUCGCCUCCAGUGCCCCAUC
Molecule: messenger RNA, 293 nt
Organism: Striga hermonthica
Lineage: Eukaryota; Viridiplantae; Streptophyta; Magnoliopsida; Lamiales; Orobanchaceae
Source: the annotation of a GenBank genome assembly